Messenger RNA from Microthlaspi erraticum, 1398 nucleotides. NCBI's taxonomy places the organism in Eukaryota, Viridiplantae, Streptophyta, Magnoliopsida, Brassicales, Brassicaceae. The record is from the annotation of a GenBank genome assembly.
AUGCUGUUAAACGUCGUGAGAGGUCCAAGAUCGUUUGAAGAGAUAAAGACCUACAAUGGCGUGUUGUACCCUGAAUUUAAAGAUGCUUGUUACGCUAGGGGCCUGCUAGAGGAUGACCAAGAGUAUAUCGAUGAUAUUUGCAGAAGAAGCUUCACAUGUCCUCCAUCACAACUUUGCCAGUUGUUUGUCAUCAUGCUUACUUCAGAUAGUCUGAUUUCGCCAGAGGUAGUUUGGUAUGCAUGUUGGGAGUUUCUCUCCGACGACAUCGAGAUGCUUAGAAGACGGGAUCUUAAUAGACCAGAACUGACAAAGAACAUUAGGCUCUUAUCUGGUAAUCUGAGUGAAGAAGAAGCAAAAGCCCUAAAGGAAUUUUCAGAGUGGAUACUCGAUGUUGGUAAUGGAAGAAUAGUGGAACCUAAUGAUGGUGAAGAUGAGACCGAAAUUCCUGAGGAAUUCCUUAUAAUGGAUGAAGAGGAGCCUAUUGAAUCUAUAAGCAGGAAGAUUUAUGGAAAUUCUGAGGCUCUGCAGGACAACACGGAUCCAAACUUUUUCCAAGGAAGAGCAAUUCUUUGUCCUACGAACGAAGAAUUCGACAAGAUUAACCAGCACAUGCUAAACAACUUGAAUGACACUUCUGCUAUGAAUGACGAGGCUCUCAGCACGGAAUUCUUAAACAGCAUCAGAGUUGCUGGCUUACCUAACCACAAUUUGAGACUGAGGGUUGGGUGUCUGGUCAUGUUGCUAAGGAAUAUUGAUCCAAUAGGAGGUUUAAUGAAUGGAACAAGGCUGCAAAUUACUCAACUAGCUAACUUUAUGGUAGAAGCUAAGAAAGGAGUUACAACCAAAAGAGUGAAGACUGUCCAGACGGCUCUAUCGAGAAUCAGCGCCCAACCGCGCAGACCGGCUGGCCGAGAAACGUUGUUUCACGCUCGGCCAAAUCACAUCCGUCCGUCUGAAGUCUCGGCCAAAGUUCAAGAUCGUCGGCCGAUACGCAUCACGACCCGGGAAACAUGUCCCGCGGUCGGCCACGCACACCGCUCACGCCAUGCCGCGCACGACCAUGCCGCGCGAGCCGGGAAAAAGCCUCGCGGCCGCGCAACCUGUCUCGCGUACCACGGCCGAUGCAUCCGUCCGAGCCGGGAAACUACGUCCCGCGUCCGGCCGAAAUCAUCGGCCAAUCUUCACCGUCCGACCAUAGCGGCCGACCACGAACCGUCCGGCCCGACCGUUCCGAUCGUACUGCGGCCACGACCCGAUCGUCCGGCCGAUCGUCCCGACCGACCGUCCAACGCCGCGGUCGACCCGAAGCCCGUUUUGAAGCCCGUUUCACAUAUUUUCAAGCCCGGCUUAACCCUAAGCCGCCUCAAAAGACCUAGCACUAUAUAUAUAGCUUUUUAG